AGGACGACAGCGAUGUCGACAUCGGACGUCGUUGCCCUGUGUAGUCUAGUGUGGGUAGGAAGCAUGCCUGCUGCUGAUAAUGCUGGUGGCUCUGAAUGUCCGAUGGCAGACCAGCAGCAGCAGCACCAGCAGCGUGUGCGGAUUGGGAUUGCUGCAUCAAGUACCGACCACGUACUUCCUCUGGUACGCAAGUACUCAAACGUACCGAGAAGGUACUCCUGACUUCUGCACAUGCAAAAGUGGCCCUCCUUCUCUGGGCUCUGGAGAAAUCGAUCAACUGCCUCCUCACGAGGACAGGGACACUGCUGCAUGACCCCAGCCGCCCUACAUACUUACUGUACUCGACUCGACUGGAUUGGACUGGCCUGGCCUGCACUCGAUUGCCGCAUCCACUCACUAACUCUCUCUCUCUGCUUCAUAGCUCAACUAUUGCGCAGAUACGGUCCUACCUACCCCUAUGCAUCCGUACCGUCUGCAGUCGACCCUCGCUCACAGCGACCGAGUGGGCUGCUUCAAAUCCGAAACAUAGGGCACUUGCGACUGUUUCCUUCCUGCAACUAACCCCACGCUCCUAUAAGUGCAAACCCAGCCUCAUUACGAUUAAUGAUGAAUCACGGUAAUUAGAGUUUACCCAAAAAGUUGAUAAUUAACCCAUCCAGACACCGAUCUGAUUACAAUCGCAGUAUCAGUAGACUCUGUAGAAAUCACCACUACUGGCACCUCGGGCUCGUCAUUGUAGCUGCCUCGAAAUUCAAGAUAAAGUCGUUUCUUUCAAGUUUUUCCCAUACAGACGAGGUUUGUGGUAAUUUCUGAAUAUCUUUUAUUUUAUUUCUUACUUUCGCUAACCAGCUCUAACUUCUCUCUUUGUGAUUCAGAUUCGAAAAAUCAUUUAAGGUCUGAUAGUAGACAAGAUUCAAAGAUUAUGUGAUUCCUUGUUGUUCUGAGGUUUUCACCAAAAUUACGUGAUUACUGUCUCACUGAAAACAGAUGAAGCGAGAAGGGGUAAAACGCGCAGAAAAGGCCCGAAACAUGGAAGAUCGGAAUGACUCAUUGGAGGCCACUCCAUGCAGGAUAACAAAAGAUGAUUGAAAUAUUCCACAUCCGAAAAUACUCCCCGUAACACAGGAUAAUCUGAUGCCCAGGGCAUUGAAGGAUUGUGACUCGCUGGAAGCGAGCCUCGCGAUCCGGACCGAAAAGUUACUCAGGAGACCCAUCACCAGCAAAGAAAUUCGACACUAAGGAGGAUACGUCGGACCUACCGCUCUCUCCUCCACUUCACUCUUCCCUUCCUCUCUCUCCACUUGUACUGAAUAGGUGAUAUGCAUGUGGGGCAUGGGUACGUGAGACCUUUUUUCUGCCCCCUGGUUUGCGCUUUCUGUUUGCGGCGUCCCUGGCUGGUGUGGUUGUGCGCAGGUGUGUGGGCCUUGACCGCCCCGGGUGCAGGAGUGCGCGCUCUAACCCGCCCCGUCCCGGGUUCGUUGUCCUUGUUUUCGCUGGUCUGCGCCGGACCGUGGCUUCGCACCCGUCCACCGCCCUCCGGUGCCCCUCGCUUGCCACGUGUGUGUGGCGGCGCGUGGCUCUUUUUCUGUGUGUUUUCCAUUUUGGCACGGGUUUGCGUCUGAAAUUGGAAUCCUCUGCAGUUUUCACCCAUAUUAAGUGAUGUAAACUAACAAAUGUAUUUACUGAAGAUCAAGAGUUUGAAAGCAUGCGCAGUGUGCAUUAAUGGAUCAAUGACUCAUGUUUCAUAAUCUCUCUUAAAAAGUAAGAGAAAUUUACUUGAUGGGAAGAACACUCGGACGUGUCAUCCUAAGUUAUGUUCUUGUACCUGCU
Marchantia polymorpha subsp. ruderalis is the source of this 1830-nucleotide messenger RNA. NCBI's taxonomy places the organism in Eukaryota, Viridiplantae, Streptophyta, Marchantiopsida, Marchantiales, Marchantiaceae. The record is from the annotation of a GenBank genome assembly.